Molecule: messenger RNA, 1599 nt
Organism: Helianthus annuus (common sunflower)
Lineage: Eukaryota; Viridiplantae; Streptophyta; Magnoliopsida; Asterales; Asteraceae
Product: auxilin-like protein 1
Exons: 2
Coding region: 1-1599 (532 amino acids)
Biological process (GO): clathrin coat disassembly; clathrin-dependent endocytosis
Cellular component (GO): intracellular membrane-bounded organelle; cytoplasm; vesicle
Molecular function (GO): clathrin binding
Source: RefSeq, a predicted model, not a curated record
AUGUCAUCUAAGUAUAACAAGAUCAGCCAAGCAACGAAAGAUGGGUUAGAUGGGACAAAACACGUCACACGAUUACAUGAUGUUCCUGGAUUGAUUCGUUUCACCGAUAAACCUGUUCCGGUUUCUCCACCAAAAAUAGAAGCCAUGAAGUUCAAAUCUUCACCUACUCGUGUUAGUGUAGAUUCGUUUAAAGAGAAUGAAACGACGUCAACAUUUUCAGGUUCACUGAACAAUGUAUCUAAUCGUAGAAAUGAUCCAAAAGGAUCAACUGAUUUUGAUGAGGAAGUUGAUGUGAAUUCAGCUGUAAGAAAAGCCAUAGAAAAGGCUCAAGAAAGUAUACGCAUUGCGAAAGAAUCUGUUGGUAGAAAGAAGAAGGGUCUUCAAAGCUUUUCAAAUAAAACAUUCAAAGAUAGCUUUAAAGUUGAAGGUACUUCAUCUCAAGUUUUUCCAGAUUUCAAGGAUGGUAAGAAACUUUUGGUUGUAAAGAAGGUUAUAGAUGAAAUAAAUGAGAAAAUAUCAAAAAAAUCAACUAAAGAAUGUUCGAUACCAGUACAAUCUUGUAACAUAUAUAAACAUGAACAUGAAACCUUGUGUUCUAACGAAGUUGACAGAGAAACAACAAAGACCGAGACCUUGGAGGCUGCGCAUGAAGAUCAAGCAUAUAAUAUGUUUUAUAAAGGUAAAAUGAAUCAAAAUGUACCCCAAGGAUCUUAUCAAAAUGAUAGUGAGAAACUAGAGGAGGUUCUUGAACAAAAAGAUGUUCAAAAUGUCGAAAGUGAUAAGGGGGGUGAGGAGGUUUUGGAAUUGUUUGAAAACGCUAAAAUCCAUGACGAAGAAGGAACUUGUGAGAUGUUUUGUGAUGAUUUCGAGAUGACACAAGAAGAUAAUAUCACCGAUGAAAGCAAAGAGGAAACUUUAGAUGAAUCUUUUGAUCAGGAAUUCAAUGUGAAAUCAGCCGGUGAUGACAAAGUUUCAGAAGAAACUGACAAUAUCGAUGGUAUUUAUGUUGAAAGCAACAUUGUUGAUAUGUAUGACAACAUAGUGGAAACAACACAAGAUGUUACAGAAGACAAAGAAUCAACGGAAGAAGCCGUUGCAUCAGAGGUUUGCGAAAAGACUUCAAUGGAUCAAAAUGAAUCCGAUGAGGAUGAAUAUGAAGUGAAAUCUGAAGUAAAUGAUGCGCGUUGUGUGAAGACAGACAUGGAUGAAUCUAACAAACAAAAGAACAUUAUCGACAACCUGGCGGCAGAGAAUGAUGGAAAUGCAAAUGAAAUCAAAGAUUCGCUAGAAUCUCGAUAUAGAGAUAAGGAAGAUGAAACCGAGGAGCCUGGGCCGAGCAACGCGUCGGGACAAGAUCAUUUUAGAAGGAUUUAUGAGGAAGCAGCUGCUAAAGAAAGGGAACGGGUCAGAAACAGAUCAGUAGUUGAAAGGGCAAUUUCUGAAGCUCGUGAGCGGGCCUAUGCAGAAGCCCGUGAGAGAGCUGAACGUCAACGGGCUGAUGUUAAAAAAGCUAUAGAGGAAGCUAGACAAAUAAAGAUGGCAGAGGCCGGUGAAAAGGCUGCUAAAGCUUCUGUUGCGAAAGACUGUUUCUGUAAGUAA